AUGACAUCGACAUAUAAUGAAAAUGAUUAUGAGCAACAACAAAUGGCCAGAAAAUCACCAAAUGGUACUAACGACUCAACAUCUUAUGCUACGUACAACAACAAUAACAGUAAUAAUAAUAAUAACAAUGAAGAGAAGACAAUAGUUGACAGAAGUUCAACAGAAGUCAAUGGUUACAGUAGCGGUGACGCACAUUUAUCAGGAUCGUCUGAAUAUCCGUCUUCUUCGCCUGUUCAGUAUCCAACACCGUUAGUGAACGCCAAUUCUUAUGCGCCGUUAUCUAAACCCGAUGAUGAGAGAAAAUUAUUUGUUGGUGGUCUAACGUGGGAUACAACGAAUGAAGAUUUACGUGAUUACUUUCAGAAUUUUGGUAAAAUUACUGAUAUUUCUAUUAAACAUGAUCCAGCAACGGGACGUAGUCGCGGUUUUGCCUUUCUCAUAUUUGAUUCAAAAGAAGUUGUUAAAAAAAUUUUAUCACAAAAUGAUCAUUUUGUUAAAGGACGAAAAGUUGAUCCAAAAUCAGCACGUCGUCGUUUAGCACCAACAUCAGCAACAAAUCUCGUUAAUCCAUCAUCUUAUGAUUCAAUAAUGACACAACCAGCAACUAAUAAUAUGCAAAAUAAUAUUUAUAGUCAAUAUAACAACAAUCGAAAAGUAUUUAUCGGUGGUUUAGAUCCAAAUUUUCCAGACGGUGAAUUGAGAACAUAUUUCUCUCAGUUUGGUAAAAUUGAAGAAAUUGAUUUGCCCUAUGACAAAGAAAAAAACGAACGUCGACCAUUUUGUUUUAUAUCCUUCGAAACUGAACAAGCGGCACAAGAUGUACUAAGAAUUCAACGACAUUCUAUUGGUGACAUAACAGUUGAUGUAAAACGAGCUAAACCCAAAACAACGACAAAUCAACAACAAAAUCUUUAUGAUGCAUACCAGCAGACAGCACAACAACAGUAUGCUUAUGGACAACAAUCAGCCUACAGUUAUGGUCAGGAUCCUUAUGCAGCAUGGAACGCCUACGCAGCCUAUGAAAAUAAUGCAUAUAGUUACCCAUCGGUGGGAGCUACUACAUCACCAUCAGCAGUCUCAAAUUAUCCGGGUUAUUCGUAUCCAACAAAUGCUGGUUAUCCUCCUCAAACAUAUGAUUAUUCAUCCUAUUAUGCUUCAGCUCCGCCUCAAACGACUGGAACUUAUGAUCAACCAGCUUAUGCUCCUCAAUAUGACUAUUCACAAUAUUAUGGAAAUACACCGGGGCAAGACAAUAUGAUAAAUAAUGAUAAUUCAAUUUCAGAUCCUAAUCAUUCAGAUUAUGAUCAUGAUUUGAAUAAUCACUCAUAUGGAAAAGCAAAAACAACGAUUGUUCAAAGUCCAACAUAUCAUCCGUAUUCAAGGAAUUCAUAA
This is a messenger RNA of Didymodactylos carnosus, 1392 nucleotides long. NCBI's taxonomy places the organism in Eukaryota, Metazoa, Rotifera, Eurotatoria, Philodinida, Philodinidae. The record is from the annotation of a GenBank genome assembly.